CAAUUAACCAUUUGGCUGGAGUAUUUUUGCAAUGGAGACAGGGUAAAAAGCACCAUAAAAACUCAUGUUUGAAGACUAAAAUCAAGGAUCAGCUUGUUGGAAAUAUAAAAUCCCAAGUUUUCAAGAUGUUCUGCCACCUGCAUUGCAUGUUGGUGGUCUUUUCUUUGCUCCUCACACUCACAGGUUCCUUUGUGAAUGCACAAACAACAGAAGUGGUCACUGAAAUAACAGCAACAACGGCGGACCCCCCAGACCCAUGUGCAUCCAACCCAUGUACAAUAGCCAGUACACACUGCGUGGCAGCCGGCGAAUCCCACACGUGUGAAUGCCGUCCAGGGUAUUUUGAAACCAACGGCAAUUGCACAGUUGCACAGCAAUUCGCUGGCUCGUUUUCCAUCACACAGGUUGGCGGUAAUAAUGUAUUGUACUCAGCUGACCUAGCCGACACGGACUCUGCGGCGUUUGCUUCUCUAGCAGCAGACGUGGAAGACGCGCUUGAUACCGUCUACCAAGCGAGUACGAUGGCGGAUAUCUACCUUGGUAGUGAGGUAUGGGUUCCGGAGUGGCUCUAUCGUGGCCGACUACAUGUUCUGUUUGCCACAGAAGACGCCGGUCAGCCGGUGCUCGUAAACUCGACCGACGCGACAGAGGCCUUCACGACUGCACUAGCUGCGGAGUCGGCCAACCUUGGUAUAACCAUUGAUGAUUCGACAAUCACUGUUUCAGAUUUCGACGAGUGUGCGUCGGCUGAUGACAACGAUUGUGAUCCUAAUGCCAACUGCACUAACACGGCAGGGUCAUUCACCUGCGAAUGUGACACGGAACUUUACGACAACUCACCGAAUACUGACGAACCCGGUAGAGUCUGUAUCGCUCCCUGUGAUCCUGGCCUAUGUACCCGACCCAACGAAAUAUGCAACAAUGGCGGCACUAUCGAAGAUGAUAACCUAUGUAAAUGUAUCGAGGGCUAUGACUACACCCAAUAUGGCGAUUGUGACCCAAUGGCCCGUUCAACGGACUUCCGAUGCUAUCACUGCGAGGAUUCCAUUGAUAACGUCAAAUGCAACGGUCGUAUGGAAUCUGAAAACGGCACCGCCCGACAGUGUCCCAAUCCGACAGACACGUGCUAUCAGACUAUACAGAUGAACCCGGAAGGAGAUGGCUUCAUGAUUAGGAAAGGUUGCAUGAAUCUGGAGGACUGCUAUGACCUGCUGUACAGUUACGAAGCCGACCCUGCCAAGGCCUCCUGCUUUGAGUACAUCUUUCCUUACGGGCAGGACACUCCACCAGGCCCUGGCGUCCAGUGCCACUACUGCUGCAGCGAGUACUUCCCUCUAGACCUCUGCAACUACGACAGCAUCCAUUUCAUCUACGGGACGCCUCGCAUCAACAGCUGGGAUCCUAGAAUGAACUGGGAUCUCUCCAUGAACCUUGAUGCAACGGAGGAACCCGAGAGCGGAUCACAGCGCCAUCUACCGGUCUGCGGUGUCCUAAGCCUAGUAGUCACCACAUUACUGGCGCUCAUGCUCCACUAGAGAUAAAUCUCUCACAUUCUUUUGUUCAUGAUUUUCAAGUCAUGUAAGGGGAAAAGUAAAGGGCAAAAACAAUGAUUUCAUAAUUAGCAAGAUGAAUCUAAAGAGAAGGAACAAAUGGUAGACAAAGAACGCAAUCAGUAUGCAUAUUAAUUAGCACUCAGGACAUAUUUGCAUAAGGUGUCAAAGCGGAAAAAUAAUAUUCAUAAACACGUUCUAAUCAUAUCUAUGGAGAGCAGGUGCUUUAAAACAAGUUUAUUUUGUUUAAUUCACAAGUGAUCUAGAUUAAUUUGAUUUCCCAAAAUGCAUUCAAGACAAAUGAGAGUCGGAUAAAUGAAUUAAAUGGAUUGAUAAAGUUAGACAUUGAUUCUGGUGAAUCUGUCGAUUUUUGUCAUAAUAUUUAGAUCAAAUUUAAGGUCAAUGUAUUGCGAAAAUGAAAAAUAUCUUUCUUAUAUUCGUUAUUUGAAAUGUAACAACUCAGGUUUUGAAAGCGACAGCUUAAAUCGUAUACUAUUUAUUUUUUUGCUUUUACUUUUGCUUAUUUUUGAAAAAGUCAAGACGGGUUUGUGAUCUAAAUCAAACCUGCUACUAAAAAAAAUGAUGUUCAUUGAAUAAUGGUUCCCAUUUUGAAAUAUUAUUU
Molecule: messenger RNA, 2172 nt
Organism: Strongylocentrotus purpuratus (purple sea urchin)
Lineage: Eukaryota; Metazoa; Echinodermata; Echinoidea; Camarodonta; Strongylocentrotidae
Product: 63 kD protein
Molecular function (GO): calcium ion binding
Source: RefSeq, marked provisional